UUCUCCAUUGUCGGUCUUUUCUAUUCGCCUAUUCACAUUCUAUUCCUGUCCGACAUUCCACGGAGGCCUUCACAGCAUAGCGAUUCAACAAGUACUCUCGAAACAGAAGCAUGCGUAUCCAGAGUUAUCUUCUCCUUUUGACCACGUCGUUGUGUCUGGCUGCCGAGGUGGCCGGGGCAAAGCAUGAGGUACUGUCCGGUAACAAGGUUGUCAAACGGGAUAUCUUCGAUGACCUUCGUAAUCUUUUCGCGUCAGCUGGAUCCAGCAUUAAGACCUUUACGCAAGAAACGUACAACAAAAUCGCCGAAAACCUGCCAAGCAUGGGACUGGAUGACUUGAAGAAAACGCUUAACGAUCUGAAGUCCAUCUAUCAGAAGAUAGGUGAUAAGUCUUCCGAUGAAGCAAGGCGAGUGCAGAAGCUGAUAAGCGAGGUCGAUAAAGAUAUCGCUGCUAAUGGGUCCACUUCCUGGAGGGGCUCUCUCGCUGGCACCGUCGCCCUUAUGGUGUUAACAGCCUACCUAAACAACUAGAAACUCAUCCCUCGUUUUCGUCAGUGUAAGGUAUAUAUACUGACGUGAAACGAAAGUAUACGCUUGAAAACUACAUUUCACCAAUAAAAUUACAAAGGUAAUAAUUGGUUACGAGGCAGAAAAUGGAAGCCGAAACACCGAAAAACAAUUGUCAUUUGUAAUUUCUUUUUUUGUUUCGGUUAUUUGUUUGUACUUUUUGCCCCUGAGUUAAACAUAGGUAUUUCUAUUUGCAUAACUGGAUAACACGAUUUAGAGAAGUAACUCUCUUUGCUCUUUAUGAAGUAUAUGCUUAUGCCACAUGCAAAAAAAUAUUCUUGUUUCUAUCAAUUUUCAAACAAAUAUGGGGCGGGCGGAUUAAUAUUUUGCAUUUUAUUUUAUGUCCAGAAGCCCUUGAUUUAGAAAUCCAAACCUUUUCUCCGAUAGAAAAUCAAAACCUAACAGUGUGAAAAAUUAAUGCACAUUUUCAAGUCAAAUGUGCAUUUUCUCUAUGUAAAAUUUGUUUGAAAUCAUAGGGUCGAUUCGAAUUUUUGGGUCGGGCCAUAAUGAGAAAUAAGAAUAUUUUUAUAUAUGUCCUUAUAUGUGCCGUAAUGUUUUUAAAGUGUUAAAAGAGCGCACAGUUAUACUGAAUGUACUAAAGAUAGAUUCCAUUUA
Molecule: messenger RNA, 1181 nt
Organism: Haliotis rubra (blacklip abalone)
Lineage: Eukaryota; Metazoa; Mollusca; Gastropoda; Lepetellida; Haliotidae
Exons: 3
Coding region: 111-530 (139 amino acids)
Source: RefSeq, a predicted model, not a curated record